Centruroides sculpturatus (bark scorpion) is the source of this 1665-nucleotide messenger RNA. Its product is annotated as probable ATP-dependent RNA helicase DDX49. Gene Ontology annotation, molecular function: RNA helicase activity; ATP binding; nucleic acid binding. Bases 52 to 1635 code for a protein of 527 amino acids. Lineage: Eukaryota; Metazoa; Arthropoda; Arachnida; Scorpiones; Buthidae. The transcript has 9 exons. The record is from RefSeq and is a predicted model, not a curated record.
UUGUAGCGCGUGUCACACGUGUGUUGAAAGUUUGAAAUGGAUUACUAGAGUAUGCAAGGUUCGUCAGAAACAAAAAUGACGGACUUUAAACAGUUAAAAUUAAAUGAUUGGUUAAUUAAACAGUGUAACAAAAUGGGAUUGGUAUCACCAACACCAGUUCAGCUCCAUUGUAUUCCAGAAAUAUUGUCAGGAAAAGACUGCAUUGGAUGCUCAAAAACAGGAAGUGGAAAAACACUAGCUUUUGCAAUACCAGUUUUGCAAAAGCUAUCAGAAGAUCCUUAUGGUAUUUUUGCAUUAAUUUUAACACCUACCAGAGAAUUGGCUUGCCAAAUUGCUGAUCAGUUUCGUGUACUAGGAAAGCCAAUUAAUUUAGAGCUAUGUCUAAUAAUAGGUGGUAUGGAUAUGAUGAAACAAGGAAAAGAAUUAGCAAGACAUCCUCAUAUUGUUAUUUCAACUCCAGGACGUUUAGCAGAUCAUCUUGAAAGUUGUAAUACAUUUACUUUAAAGAGUAUUAAAUUUUUGAUACUUGAUGAAGCUGACAGAUUAUUAGAAGGCCAAUUUAAUAAUCAGUUCAGAAAGUGCCAGAUAUUGUCCAUGGGGUUAACGUCAUUAGGAUUUGAAAAUGUAUCACUUCAUUCAAUGAAAGCACAGAGAGAGAGGUUUAUUUCAUUAUCAAAAUUCAAAUCUAAUAAAGUAAAAAUCUUAGUAGCCACUGAUGUUGCGAGUAGAGGUCUGGACAUUCCCACAGUUGAUAUGGUUAUAAAUUAUAAUAUACCAAAACCUAAAACUUAUAUUCAUCGUGUGGGUAGGACUGCUCGAGCUGGUCGUGGUGGUAUGGCUGUGACAUUAGUAUCACAAUUUGAUGUAGAUUCAGUGCAUAAAAUAGAAAAUUUUAUAAAUAGAAAACUUAGUCUGUAUGAAACAAAAGCCAUGACUCUAAAUACUAUAUUUAAUUCCCUUCCAAAACAGAAACAAACUUUAUUAUUUAGUGCUACAAUUACACAAAAUGUUCAAAACAUGGAGAAACAUCUUUCAAAUAAAUUUUAUUGGUCACAAGUUGAAGAAAUUUCAACAGUUGAUCAGCUAGAGCAGUUCUAUGUUUUGAUGCCAGCUUUAGUUCGAGAUCCUUAUCUUGUACAUAUAAUUCAUCAUUAUUUAGAAAAAAAUCAAAAUAACUCUCUCAUUAUCUUUACCGGUUCUUGCAAAUUGUUUUCAGGUCUGGACAUUCCCACAGUUGAUAUGGUUAUAAAUUAUAAUAUACCAAAACCUAAAACUUAUAUUCAUCGUGUGGGUAGGACUGCUCGAGCUGGUCGUGGUGGUAUGGCUGUGACAUUAGUAUCACAAUUUGAUGUAGAUUCAGUGCAUAAAAUAGAAAAUUUUAUAAAUAGAAAACUUAGUCUGUAUGAAACAAAAGAAAAAAGGGUGCUGGAUAUAAUGUUGCAAGUGUCUGUGGCAAUGAGAGAAGCAGAAAUACGACUAGGAGAAACAGACUUUGGUGAAAGAAAAAUUAUAAAUCAGAAAAAGCGGAAAAUUUUAGAAGCAGAGAAUAAAAAGAAACCAAAGGAUAGUGUAACGAAAAAAUCGGACAAAGUAAACAACAAACAAAAGAAGAAAAAAAAACUAUUAGAAAAUUGAAAUAAAACGUUAAAAGUAUUGAUAGUAAAA